AUGAAAAAGUCAACUACCAUAUUUGAUUUUUUCAAAAGAAAAGUUUCAAAUGAUUUAGAAGCUAAUACUAGUGGUGCAGCAUUGCCAACCAUUAAUGUUGAGGAAAAUCCUAAUGUCCCAAUUGAGGAAAAUCUCGACGUCCCAAUUGAGGAAAAUCCUGAUGAACCUGUUGAGGAAAAUCUUGAUGUCCCUAUUGAGCAAAAUUCUCAAACAAAAUUUCAAAAGGUUGAUAUGAGUUCAUUGCAAUUAGAACUUGAUCCUGGAUUGCGUAGACAAAUAUAUACUUAUCAUGUUGAUCAACGAGAUGAGAUCCGACAACGUUACAUUAAGUUGGGUCCAUACCAGCCUCGUUUUAAAAAAUUUUUAAAAUCUGAGAAGGGUCAAAGCUUUCAAGGUUCUUGGUAUGAAGAUGAUCGCUUUAAGCCAUGGCUUGAAUAUUCUUCUAAAAAAGAUGUUGCUUUUUGUCUACCAUGCUUUCUCUUUAAUAAGCCAACUAGGCAUGACGGACAAAAUGUAUUCACAAUUAACGGAUUUAAGAGUUGGAAGAAAGUUAAAAAUGGUGAAAGUUGUUCUUUUAUUCUUCAUAUGGGGAAAGAUCUUAACUCCACUCAUAGAAUUGCCCAUAAAGCGUGUCUAGAUUUGAUGAACCAGUCUCAACACAUAGACAGGGUAGUGAGCAAUUUCACUUCAGAACAAAUUGCAAAUAAUCGAAUACGAUUGAAGGCUUCAAUUGAUGUUGUUCGACAUCUUUCCUUGCAAGCUAUUGCUUUUAGAGGCCGAGAUGAAAGCUCUACUUCAACCAAUCAAGGAAACUUUCUUACGACAUUGGAUUUGAUGGUGGGCUAUAAUGAUAAUGUUGUUGAAAUAAUGGCAAAAGCUCCAAAAAAUGCCACCUACACAUCACCUCAAAUUCAAAAAGAAAUUCUACAUGUUAUUUCAACCAAAGUGAAGAAGGCAAUUAGGGAAGAAAUUAGUGAUGCAAAGUUUUGCAUAUUGGUUGAUGAAACUCGUGAUGAGUCCAUGAAAGAGCAAAUGGCUGUGGUUUUAAGAUAUGUUGAUACAAAUGGCGUUGUGCGAGAACGAUUUUUUGGGAUUGUUCAUGUUGUUAACACUGCAGCAAUAACCCUUAAAAAGGAGAUAUAUUAUUUGUUCUCUAAUUAUUGCUUAGAUAUCCAAAACCUUCGGGGGCAAGGAUAUGAUGGUGCAAGCAACAUGCGGAGUGAGUGGAAUGGAUUACGAGCUUUGAUUUUGAAUGAUUGUCCAUAUACUUACUACAUUCAUUGUUUUGCACAUCGCUUACAAUUGGCAUUAGUAGGAGCAUCAAAAGCAAUUGUCCCUCUUAAUAGAUUUUUCACUAAAUUGAUUUUGGUUAUCAAUAAUAUUCGUGCUUCAUGCAAACGUAUUGAGCAAUUAAAAAUUGCUAGAGCUUCUGACAUUGCAUAUUUGAUUGAUAUUGAAGAGCUUGAGACUGGGAAAGUGCUUAAUCAGAUGGUCACUUUACAGUGA
Molecule: messenger RNA, 1506 nt
Organism: Quercus robur (English oak)
Lineage: Eukaryota; Viridiplantae; Streptophyta; Magnoliopsida; Fagales; Fagaceae
Exons: 1
Coding region: 1-1506 (501 amino acids)
Source: RefSeq, a predicted model, not a curated record